AUGGCUUUUCCCCCCCGCUACUGCUCAGGCGACUUCGCCCCAUUGUUUCGGUUCCUCGACGAUUACGAUAUGCACCAGUCCACACGUCGAACAAGCCACAAGAAGGUCACCAACGUCAAAACCUUUGCUCCUAGAUUUGAUGUAUACGAGCAAGGCGAUCGGUACUACCUUGAUGGAGAACUCCCUGGAGUCGAACAGAGCAACAUUGAAAUCGAAUUCACCGACCCUCAAACCCUAGUCAUUAAGGGCCGCUCCGAGCGGAAAUACCACAAGGAACAACGAUCAGAGCCUGAUAACUAUGAUGGAUCCGAGACGUCUUCUGUCAAGUCUCUCCAGCCCACGGUGGAAGAUUGGGAUGAGAUGAGCGAUGCCGCCCCCGCCGCCGAACGAACCUCAGCGUCAACCUACAAGGGUAAAGCAGUAGAGAAGACCUCCAACCCUAAGAGACACGAACCGGCCUGCAAGUUCUGGGCCUCUGAACGCUCAAUUGGAGAGUUCCACCGAACCUUUGCAUUCCCUACCAGAGUGGACCAGGACUCAGUCAAGGCCAGCCUGAACAACGGUAUCCUGUCGGUGGUGCUUCCGAAAGAACCGGCUCCCCUACUCAAGAAGGUCCGCAUCGAAUAG
Aspergillus mulundensis is the source of this 627-nucleotide messenger RNA. RefSeq names its product Hsp20/alpha crystallin family protein. The record is from RefSeq and is a predicted model, not a curated record. Gene Ontology annotation, biological process: protein complex oligomerization; response to salt stress; response to hydrogen peroxide. Lineage: Eukaryota; Fungi; Ascomycota; Eurotiomycetes; Eurotiales; Aspergillaceae. The transcript has a single exon. Bases 1 to 627 code for a protein of 208 amino acids.